Trichomonas vaginalis G3 is the source of this 1500-nucleotide messenger RNA. RefSeq lists its product as uncharacterized. Lineage: Eukaryota; Parabasalia; Trichomonadida; Trichomonadidae. Bases 1 to 1500 code for a protein of 499 amino acids. The record is from RefSeq and is a predicted model, not a curated record. The transcript has a single exon.
AUGAGCGAGCGGCGACAACUUCAUCAUAGGUCCGCCUCUGUAAAUGCUCUAAUAGAACGAAAUAGUGAACGUGAUCGUCAAAAAACCGAGAAAAAACAAGCAGAAGAAGAAAAACCUUAUCAAUACUCAGUUGAUAGGCAACACAGAUCUCAUCGGCAUGCACCAGAAACACAAGAUCCUGAUAUGCAAGGCAGAAAGCGCCGCCAUCGCCAUAAUAGAGAAGAAAAUAAUGUAGAACCUAAAUAUUCUAGUCAAAGGCCUGCACCAAUAUCAACAUCAUCACACCACAGAUCACAUUCGUCAUCGUCUCGCUCGAGAGAACACUCUUCAAGACAUUCUUCCCGAGAAAAGGUCGAAAAUUUUCUUUUUACACCAACAUCACCAGCAGAGUCUGCUAGAUCAGCUCAUACAAGACCACCACCAUUACCUCUCGAAUCUUCUGACCAAAUUCGUUAUUCUUCUUCUCAUAGAUCACAAUCUGCUAGAGGAGUCAAGCCAAGUAGGGCAACUCCGGAGUUAGAUCAGUUUGAAUUCAAAAAUAGCGCCGUUUCUCCAAAGGAAGAGCAAAAGCCGAUACAACGCAUCAGAACUCGUACUAGAAAGCGUUCUACUCAAGAAAAACAGCCAGAUCAAGAACUACAACCUCCAAAACAACAGCAGCCAAUACCACAUUUCAAGAGUUUUCGAGAAAUUUUGGCAGAAAAACCAAAAUUUGCGUCACAAGUACAACCAAAGCCUCUUAUUGGCACAGAAUUAGAUAACCAAUUCAAACCUCUCGUUAUUAAACCACUUACGCCUACACCCCAAGUUGAAGAAAAAAAUAAAUUCAAAUUUGACAACAUUCCUGAUGACUACAGAGGCCGUAGAAUUGGGAGAUCAUCUCGAGAUGCACAGUCAAUGACAUAUACAAGCAAUAAAAAUACAAAUCCAAGUCAAAAUUUACAUGAAAAUAAAUCUUACAGUAAAAAUACGGAAAAUGACGAAAAUACAAACAAAGACACAACAUCCGAUAAACAUGUGAAGCUUUCCAACUCUGCGAAACAUCGUAGUGCCUCAGUUCCUAAAAAAAUGCAUUCAUCCAACCAGAAUCUUUGGCUUCCUCCAUCAAUGGAGAAAUUCAAGAACAUCAGUAUCGAUGGGGAAGUCAUAAUACCUCAGAAAGCAGUCCUAGAACAGUCAUCAAGUUCUUCAAUGUUAACUCCAAUUACAGGAUCGAAUAAUAGCGAAGAACCAGUCAAAAUGACAGACGACGACCUGUUUACUGAUAGAGAAUUGAAGAGAGAAGACAUCUCCAAACACAAAUACAAGCCUCCAAAACUAAAAGUUUUCGAUGCUGCUCCUGUUUCUAAGCUAAAUCCGCCUCUUUCUGCAACAGACGCUUCAGUGCAGAAACCAUCUUUGAAGAGAUUCGAACUAACAACACCGCCACAGAUACAAAUAGCUCAAGAUCAAGAACCAAGACCUAGAAGAACAAGAAGAAGAAAACAGCCAACGGAUUGA